This is a messenger RNA of Penicillium daleae, 1203 nucleotides long. Its product is annotated as ACL4 family protein. The transcript has 2 exons. Gene Ontology annotation, molecular function: protein binding. The coding region runs from base 1 to 1203 and encodes 400 amino acids. The record is from RefSeq and is a predicted model, not a curated record. NCBI's taxonomy places the organism in Eukaryota, Fungi, Ascomycota, Eurotiomycetes, Eurotiales, Aspergillaceae.
AUGGGAAAGCCCAGACCACAAAAGAAAAAGUCAUCCAAGUCCCGCACAAAGUCCAUCCUCGGCCCUGGUGGCUCGAUCUCGAAACCCAAGAUGUCCCAAGACCCCUCGACAUUACUCGACCAGGCCACAAUCCUCCUCCAGACGGGUCGAGUUGACGAGGCCCUACCAACCGCACAGCAGGCGCUAGACCUCGCUACCGAAAAUGCGUCAGUACAACUUCAGGCGGUGAAUCUUCUCGGUGAAAUCAACGUUGAGCUUGGGGAGAUCGAGACCGCUCGUGAAUACUUCCUUCGUGCCAUCGAGCAGGAUCCCAAUGGAUCAAUACCGGAAUCGGAGGGUGGCGGCGCUGAGAAAUUCAUGUGGCUCGCCCAAUUGAGCGAACAGGGUGGUGCGGACAGUGUCCAGUGGUUCGAAAAGGGUGUCUCGUCUCUCAGGCAGACUCUCCAGUCCUUGGAAGGAAAGACUGGCACUGAGGAGGUCGCUCUUGCAGAGGAAAAGAAGAUCAAGUUGUCUAAUGCGCUCUGCGCCGUCGCAGAGAUCUAUAUGACUGACCUUUCUUGGGAAGAAGACGCCGAGGCUCGGUGUGAGGCUCUUAUCACAGAGGCUCUUACAUUCACCCCCGACGCGCCAGAAGUCCUCCAGACCUUCGCUUCCAUUCGGAUAUCACAGCUGAGGACCGAGGAAGCUCAGGAAGCCCUCAAACGAAGCAUUAGCCUGUGGAAGGACCUGGCCCCCGAAGACCCUAAGGUGCCUGAUUUUGCGGUACGCAUUAGUCUUGCACGCCUUCUCAUGGAAGUGACGCUGGAGUUCGAGGCUCUGGAAGUUCUUGAGCGUCUGAUCCUCGAAGAUGACCAAAGCGUGGAGGCGUGGUAUCUUGGCGGCUGGUGUCUCUAUCUGCUGGCGGAGAAGCAACAAGCGCCAAAAGAUAUCGCUGAAGAUGAGGCCGCUGAAUCGCCGCGACACGCGUCUUUGAUUGCUAGUCGGGAGUGGCUAAAGCAAAGCUUGAAGCUUUACGAUCUACUGGAGUAUGAGGACGAGCCCCUCAAAGCUCACGCCCAAGAGCUCAUCCAAGGGAUGCUUGCCGAGAUUGGAGAAGAUGUGGAUAGUGAGGCUGAGGGCGAGGGCGAGGGCGAGGGUGAGGAGUGGGAUGAGGAAAUUGAGGCGGACUCUGAUGACGAAGAUCACGAAAUGGCCGAUUCAUAG